Arabidopsis thaliana (thale cress) is the source of this 1150-nucleotide messenger RNA. Its product is annotated as Proline-rich extensin-like family protein. Lineage: Eukaryota; Viridiplantae; Streptophyta; Magnoliopsida; Brassicales; Brassicaceae. Bases 144 to 893 code for a protein of 249 amino acids. The record is from RefSeq and is marked reviewed. The transcript has a single exon.
GACCAAUUUAUACUUAAUAAACAGUGAUCUUGACAAAAUCUUACAAGGUUAGUGGGAAACCUCUAAAGGGAGCUUACAAGAAAUAUCUAUCUAUAAGUCUGAAGAAUAUUAACAACAAUGAGUAGAGAAUACUGACCUGAAAGAUGGUGUCCCGAAGGUUUUCCCUGAUCCUACUAUUUCUCUUGGCAACCUUAAUCACAGUUGCUAAUGGAAACAACAACAGAAAGCUAUUGACUUCUGCUCCAGAACCAGCACCCCUGGUUGAUCUAUCUCCUCCUCCACCCCCGGUUAAUAUAUCUUCUCCUCCACCCCCGGUUAAUCUAUCUCCUCCUCCACCACCGGUUAAUCUUUCUCCUCCUCCACCCCCGGUUAAUCUAUCUCCUCCUCCACCCCCGGUUAAUCUUUCUCCUCCUCCGCCCCCGGUUCUUCUUUCUCCUCCUCCGCCCCCGGUUAAUCUUUCUCCUCCUCCACCCCCGGUUAAUCUUUCUCCUCCUCCACCACCGGUUCUUCUUUCUCCUCCUCCGCCCCCGGUUCUUCUUUCUCCUCCUCCGCCCCCGGUUAAUCUAUCUCCUCCUCCACCCCCGGUUCUUCUUUCUCCUCCUCCACCUCCGGUUCUUUUUUCUCCUCCUCCACCCACAGUUACUCGUCCUCCUCCUCCACCCACAAUUACUCGUUCUCCUCCUCCUCCUCGACCUCAAGCCGCUGCUUACUACAAGAAAACUCCACCGCCACCACCCUAUAAAUAUGGAAGAGUGUAUCCACCACCUCCUCCUCCACCUCAAGCCGCUCGUUCCUACAAGAGAUCUCCACCGCCGCCACCACCCUCUAAAUAUGGAAGAGUGUAUUCACCACCUCCUCCCGGAAAAUCAUGGUUGUGGUUCUUGAAGCUCUAAGAAGUUAGAAGCAUGCAAGCGGCUCAGAAGAAGACAUUAAUUUUCUACCAUAUGUAUAUUAUUCACUGAUGAAUUGUUAUCCGAAAUAAGUUUUUGUAAGAGUGCUUCAGCGUUUAACUUUUUUUUUACUGUCUCUCAGCUUCUAGGUAUUUUUUUUUCUCGCGGUUUGUAGUGUGACUGAAGCUUCUUCUGUUUGUUUUUAAACCAGCUUCUUUUUAUUGUAUUGUAAAAUUUCUGACUCAACAUCAAAUGGGCAG